This is a messenger RNA of Euleptes europaea (tarantolino), 527 nucleotides long. RefSeq names its product BCL2 associated agonist of cell death (gene BAD). The record is from RefSeq and is a predicted model, not a curated record. Bases 69 to 527 code for a protein of 152 amino acids. The transcript is spliced from 3 exons. Lineage: Eukaryota; Metazoa; Chordata; Lepidosauria; Squamata; Sphaerodactylidae. Gene Ontology annotation, biological process: apoptotic process.
GCCAGCAACCCCACAGACCCCUGGAUAGUGGGAAGUCGGGGGUUGGGGGCCAUGCCAGCCCCCCGACAAUGUUCCACAUUCCUGAGUACCAUGAUGAAGACGCUUUCCCAGUGGAAGAGAGGGAUCUGCCGGACCACAAGCUGAACUGGAGGGGAAUUGCCGGAGAGGGCAAGGAGCCAGACAGUUCAGCAGACCGUGGGACCACUCGCACUGAGCUCCAAGGUUUGCAACUGGAGCUGAGGCACCGCAUCAGGUCAGAUCCUCCCUUGCCCGAGUCGGAGCCGCCAGAUGAGGUGGGCACGUUCCGGGGCCGUUCGCAGUCUGCCCCUCCCAUCCUGUGGGCUGCCCAGCGAUAUGGACGGGAACUGCGGAGGAUGAGCGACGAGUUCCAUGGGGCACUGCAGAAGCUGCCACGUCCCAAGAGCGCAGGUACCGCCUCACAGAUGUUUCGAACAUCAGGCUGGAAGGAGACCCUGCAUUCCUGGUGGCGACGGAGCUCCCCAGGGCUUCCCAGAAGUCCUCCAUGA